Messenger RNA from Aureococcus anophagefferens, 1935 nucleotides. RefSeq lists its product as hypothetical. Bases 1 to 1935 code for a protein of 644 amino acids. Lineage: Eukaryota; Pelagophyceae; Pelagomonadales; Pelagomonadaceae. The record is from RefSeq and is a predicted model, not a curated record. The transcript is spliced from 3 exons.
AUGUCUGCGCCUGCGCCGGCCAAGCGCGGCCGGGCUGAGGCCGACGCCGUCGAGGCUGCGUCGCAGCCCAAGGUGGCGCGGACGGAGAAGACCUUCGAGGUCGGCGCGCGCGUCUGGUCCAUCUUCUCGCCCGGCGAGGAGGGCGGCCAGGAGUGGUACGCCGGCACGGUCGUCGGCCUGCGGCCGGCGGAGAGCGGCCUCGUCACGGUGGUCUGGGACGACGGCAUCGUCCUCGACAGCGACCGCAACUACCUCGAGUUCCAGCACCCGCCGGACCACGCGCACCGCGUGCCUCUGAAGAAGCCGAACGCCGAGGCGCGCAAGGCUCUGCUCUCGUGGAAGCUCCCGUCCGCCGUCGCCGCCGCGGCGCCGCCCAAGGCGCCGCCGGCGAAGAAGCCGGCGAAGAAGAAGGCGGCCAAGGCCCCGGCGGCCAAAGCGCCUGCGGUCAAGAACGGCGCGGCGGCGAAGGCGGCGGCGCCCAAGGCCGCGCCCAAAGCCGCUCCGGCCAAGGCGCCGGGGCCCAAGGCGGCGGCGCCCAAAGCUGCGAAAGCGGCCGCCCCCGCGCCGAAGGCCGCCCCCGCGCCCAAGGCCGCCCCCGCGCCCAAGGCCGCCCCCGCGCCCAAGGCGGCCGAGGCGGGGCCGCCGCCGCCGCCGCAAAAGCUCACGGACAAGACGGGCGUCGCUCUCGUCAAGAGCCUCGUGAACCUCGUCAUGCAGGAGCCCAAGCCGAAGCUGCGCGCCGACACGAACGGGAACGUCACGCUCCUCACCGGCGACUCGCCGCGGGCGAAGCUGCCGUGGAAGGAGCUCGUGCCCGAGGCCAAGGCGCGAGGCAAGGCCGCCGUCGCGCUCGCGGAGUGCAGCCUCUCCGCGCGGCUCCAGCACGGCGACUUCGACCUCGGCGAGGGCGAGUGCCGACAUCUGCCCGUCGGCAAGUACUUCCUGCCCAUGCUCAAGCACGUGAAGACGGAGGCCGAGGGCAAGGCGUGGGUCGCCGCGCUCCACAAGCACGGCGGCCCCGCGAACGUGGACAAGGGGUGCGCCACGUUGAAGGACUACGGCCGCCUCCCGCCGCCCCCAUCGACGACCACGGCGGAGACGGACCCGCUCAAACCGCGGCGGCACGGCAUGGAGGGCGGCCAGAAGACGCUGGAGGAGCCCCUGCGGCACGGCGACGAGAGCGUCCACGUCGUCCACAAAUACCUGACGCCCUACGACGCCGACGAGCAGCGCUACGUGCCCUUUGAGGAGACGGGCGGCCGCAUCCGCUGCCUCGAGUGGGCCAUCGUCGCGCUCAACGUCGUGAACGUGCUCAUCUACCUGAUCGAGUGGACGGGCGCGACGGUCGUCGGCGUCAUCGUCAUCUUCUUCAGCCGGACGAUCAUGCUGGGCUGCACGGUCGCGCUCUGCCAGGGCAACUGGAACCAGGCCCUCUUCUUCCGCCAGUUCGGCCGGAAGAACCAGAACCGCUUCGCGAACAUCGGCAUCGUGAUCAACCUGCUCGUGUGCGCCAUCGUGCGCCUCUGGAUCCAGUUCCUCGACGACGGCACGCCCUACAGCGACAAGACGUGGUGGUACAUCCCGUACCAAAUUUCCUACAUCCUGCCCUACGGCUACUUCCUGCUCCUGGACGCGCUCCACAAGUCGUCGCACGCCUUCCGCAUCUUCGUCGUCGCCGUGCCCCUCUGCCGGCUCAUCGUCGACUGGGCGUACUACGCUAGGACGGACUGCGGCGACAUGAACCGCCUCAAGUUCUUCGGCCUGGGCCUGGGCUUCGGCGAGACGUACCUGAGCGCGUCGUCCCUCGCCAUCGUCGCCGCGGCCUUCCCCUUCGUGAUCAACGUGCUGAGCGACGAGUUCCGGACGAAGGUCCACCUCUUCUCCUCCGUGCAGCUGCGGAAGGCCGUCCUCGCGGAGAUCGCCCAGGAAGGCUAA